AUGUCUGGAUUUAGCUUUGGAGGAGGAGGUAAUAAGCCUGCUAGUGGUGGGUUCAGUUUUGGCGGGAACUCGGCAGGCGCAUCUUCCACGCAAGCUAGUGGUGGAUUUAGUUUUGGAGGAGCAUCCUCCACAAGUACUCCAGCGACUACAUCAUCGACUGGUGGCAGCCUUCCCAAGCCCGGACUCUUUGGUGGGGCCGCUGCUGCUCCAGCCACUACUACGGCUUCAAGUGGUCUAAGUUUUGGUGCCACGGCAAAUAAACCUGCUGGCGGAGGAUUGUUCGGCGGAGCUUCUGCUACUUCCACAAUACAAAAACCAGCUGGAGGACUCUUUGGUGCAUCUUCGGCCAAUCCAGCUGCAACCGCUCCUGCUACAACAGCCACGCCCGCUUCGAGUGGAUUUGGCUUUGGUGCGAAACCAGCCACGACUAGCUCUGGCUUUAGUCUUGGUGCAACAACAACAGCUGCGCCUGCUGCGGCAACAACAACAGCAUCAGCGCUGCCGGCACCAUCCCUUUCGUUCGGCACACCUAAAGCAGCAACAACGACCGCUCCUUCUUUCUCUUUGGGUGCCGCGCCCGCGACGCCAGUGGCAGCAUCUUCCGCCGCUAGUGUUUCCAAACCAGGGCUUUCGUUCACAACUCCAAAAGCUGCGACUGCGACUACUUCUGCCUUAUCUAGUGCGAAGCCUGCAGAGAAACCAACUUCCAUGACGUGGGGAGAGUUAGACUCAAAAAUAACUCGUUGGAACACGGAAAUACAUCAGCAAUCCCAAACAUUCAUCAAACAGGCGACACAAGUAAAUGCUUGGACUGGAAUACUUAUACAAAAUGGGGAGAAGAUAGGAGAGAUUAAUGAUGAGUUGUCGACCGUCAAAAAGCAGCAGGCAAAACUCGACCAAGAACUGGACCGAGUGGCAGCGCAACAGAACGACUUAGAAACCAUACUUGGACCCCUUGAGGAGACGGCAAAGAAGCAGAAACAAAUAAACUCAUUAGCCCACAACGUCGACAAUGAACGAGAGCGUACUUUUGCGCUUGCUGGCUCAGUUGAUGCGCAAAUCAAGGCUUUGGCUGCAGAACUAAGAGAGGUUAUUGAGAGAGUUAACUCGACACAUGGGGAUGGCAAAGGAUCGCUAGUGGCUCAAUUGACUCAUAUUUUAUCAUCUCACACUGACGCCCUACAGACUCGAUUGGCUCACACCGACAAGGUCUUCCCGAACCUUGAGUACUACCGACAGGCUCCCGCUCCCGCUGCCAACAGCGACUUUUUGGAUGCCCAGGUCGAAGAGGCUGAGGUCCGACGAGCUCACUACUACACUAUGAACGUUGCCAUCAAUGCCGCCGUCACCUGGGGUGUUGCCAACUUCGUCCUAAACGCCAUCAACAUCCUUAACCCCUCCAAGGAUAUUCUCGCCCUUGCCACUGUUGAAAUCGAACUCCAGGGCAUGGCUGUUGGUGAAUCCGGCGUUUUCGUCUGGCGAGGAAAGCCCAUCUUCGUGAAGCACCGAACUCCCGAGGAUAUUGCCCGAGAGACUGCUGUCCCCAUGUCCGAGCUUCGAGAUGCUCAGGCCGAUGCCGAGCGAGUCGUCGAUCCCAACUGGCUUGUCUGCAUUGGGAUGAGAUCUAAAUAUAAUCCCUCGAAAGACAACGCCGGUGAGUUCAACGGCUACUACUGCCCAUGUCACGGCUCUCACUACGACGGUUCCGGCCGAAUUCGAAAGGGUCCCGCCCCAUUGAACCUCGAAGUUCCUCCAUACAAGUUCAUGGACGAAAACACAAUCCUUAUCGGAUAA
Molecule: messenger RNA, 1794 nt
Organism: Oikopleura dioica
Lineage: Eukaryota; Metazoa; Chordata; Appendicularia; Copelata; Oikopleuridae
Source: the annotation of a GenBank genome assembly